AUGUCCAAGAACAAGGGCAAGAAGCCCGUCGCCUACGACUCGGAUGAAGAGGAAGCUCUCAACAACUACUUGGAGGAGCUCUCACUACGCAUCGACGUCGACAUCAACGUCCCAUGUUCCGGUCCCAAUGUCAGCGACGAGCUCUUGCAGCAGUACCAGAGCAAGAAACUGCAAGAGCAGCAGCUUGAAAAUCAGCGCCUAACCAAGGAGCUUCAAGAGCUACGGCAGCUUCUGCAGCAAGAGAGGGCUAAAGCCAAACAAAAGAUGAAAGCGAAAGGCAGGACAGCUGAGGACGACGGUAUUGAUAGCGACGACAGCAGCAGCUACACCGCUCCACCGGUAGGCAACCGUCAAAACCCAACAACAGGACACCCCGGACAUGACAAAAAAAUUGGAGAUAUCGCACGAGCUUUCUACCUCAACAACGAAAUGUUCAUCGACGCUGAUUGGUUCAUGCAACCCCGACCUAAUACCAACAGUCUUGAAGGGCGGUACCCCCGUGAAAAAGAGAAACAGCCUCAGGCCCUACGCAUUGCUAUUAUUGCAGAGCUAUACGAGAAAACCGAUGAGCUAUACCACCCCCAGCUGCAGACGUCACCUGCAUUUCAGGCAGUGUUUCAACAUGCUGUGUCCAGUCUCCGACGAACCUUGAUUUCGGACCUCAGAAAAAAGGCAGCAGCAGCAGUGAUAUUCGAUGCUCCUGAUGACAUAGCCUCACUCUAUGCACCUGACAAGUACAAGCAGCGGGGAGAAACAUCUUUCUUCCUCAGCAAGCUUGUCUGGGACGAGGCGUUGGACGAUAGGAGGAUGGUGCGAUUCUCAUUGCUGUUGUUCCCACCAAUCCUAUUCAAAGAUGGGGUUCGGAACUUCAGAGAGGGUGUUUUCCGUAACCCAGAGCUCCCGAUGUGUGCGCGCGUUGACCUCUUUUCAGAAAAUUCAUUGAUACCGGAAUGGCUUAUUGAUGGAGAAAUCAAGCCCGACCCAAAAUCCCGAGGGAUAAAGUACUUCAAGAAAGCAGGCCCAGGUCUCGUCUCUCGCACAUGCAUUCAGGUGAUCUUCAUUCACAACAACGACAAGUAUCUCGAACCUGUCGGUGCCAAUUCCAAGUUCCCGUAUCAGAAAGCAUUCAAUUUUUACAAGAAGUUUCUCAUCGAGGGGAUGAACUUAGGAAAGAAAGAUGGCAAAGACUUGUCGGAGCCUUACAAGGAUAUCUUCCGGUUCUGGAACUCCUACAUUCUUCCAAGAUCCAUGCAAGAGACUGACGAGGAGGAAAUUGGGGAGGUCCGCCAAGACGAUGACGAAUAUGAGGAAGCAGCAGCAGCAAUGCUUUGCGACAACGAAAACAGCAAUGUUGUGGGUCAAUUUGAUGAAGACGAGGAUGAUUUUGGUCAGCAGUCGGGACGCUGGCCUGUAGAUAUCUCAUCAAUCGAGAUCUCCCAUGACCUCGUCAAACUACGCUCCCAGCUCCAACAUUUCCCUUCGAUCUCUCAUUCGGCGGAUCUCAUCGAUGGCCUACAAGAGCUCUCCAAAGUCGUUGCACCAUCGUCUGUUCCACGAGAGGCUAGCCCUCAGUUCCUCAAGUUCCUCGAGCGUAUCGAAAAUGCCAACCCCAAUGACCCUGCAAUUCCGAAGGACGAUGGCAACGAAAAUUGGGGGCACCACCAGUUUACUGCAGGAUCCCUGACUUUGAGGAGCACGAUCACCUCCUGGGAUGCAGUUGGCAGUGCCGAACACGCUGCGAGGCUUCUUGCUGCCGCUAUCCGCACGUGUCAUGCAGCCCGUAUCAUCUGCGGAGACCGGAACAUCCCAGUCAAAGAUGAUGAAUAUCUGAGUGACGCCUAUCUCGACCAGACCGUUCAGGUCCUUUGGACCGUCGUAGAGCCAAAGGUCAGCCUUUUGCGAAGCUCAGGAAGAAACUCAGACUUGGAGAUUGUUGUGGAAGACCUGACCGCAGCAGGGCCGGUUCCUACAUCUGGUGACGUCAAGAAAGCAUUAAAUCUAUGGACAGUUCGGCACCUCAAAGCGUGGAUUAAAGAACGUGAAAUUCCCUCAAAGGUGACAAAGGCAACCAAGAAAGCUGAGCUUGUGAAUAUAAUUUUGGAAUCCCAGCACAUUCCCUCGUCAAAUGAGCUUACAGAAUGGCGCCAACGCUCGUUUUAA
Molecule: messenger RNA, 2160 nt
Organism: Coprinopsis cinerea okayama7#130
Lineage: Eukaryota; Fungi; Basidiomycota; Agaricomycetes; Agaricales; Psathyrellaceae
Exons: 10
Coding region: 1-2160 (719 amino acids)
Source: RefSeq, a predicted model, not a curated record